Cynara cardunculus var. scolymus (artichoke) is the source of this 1237-nucleotide messenger RNA. RefSeq names its product F-box/FBD/LRR-repeat protein At1g13570-like. Gene Ontology annotation, molecular function: protein binding. The record is from RefSeq and is a predicted model, not a curated record. The transcript has 4 exons. Lineage: Eukaryota; Viridiplantae; Streptophyta; Magnoliopsida; Asterales; Asteraceae. The coding region runs from base 4 to 1155 and encodes 383 amino acids.
AGGAUGGAUGUUAAAGACAUAAAGGUUUACCUUCCGGAUACGAUGAACAUCCUUCCUUCAAAUAUCAUACAAACAAUGCUGACUCUUCUGCCAAUGCGAGAUGCAUUCAGGACAAGUAUUCUGUCUCGGAACUGGAGGCAUCACUGUGUAAACAUUCCCAAACUCCAGUUUGACGAUGAAAUGUUUAAAGGAUCGAAUUGUAAUAACUUAUCCGUCACAUGUAAACUCACACAUGUUAUCUACCCAAUCCUGUUACUACACCGCGGUCCAAUACUCGACUUCUCCCUCUGCAUCUCCGAAUUAAGUAGUUGUUAUCAGAUUGAUCAGAUAAUAUCUUACCUAUCUAAGAAGUCUACAGUCAAGCAAUUUACACUUUGCUUUCGGGUUGGUGACAACCACAAGUUACCCUCGUCGUUCUUUAUGCUGCAGCAGUUAACGUGUCUAAAGCUCCAAAAUUGUGCAUUUCAACCGCCAUCAACCUUUUGCGGAUUUAGUAGGCUGACGAGCUUAUACUUUCACAAUGUCAGCAUAACUUGUAAAGUUCUUCUACGCUUUAUCGUCAAUUGCCCAUUACUUACGAGCUUCACUCUGAUUGGAGAUGAAAAACAUCUUCUGGGAUGUUGGAAUUCUGGCUUUGUUGAGCUAUUUGAGUGUUUACCGUUGAUMGAAUAUCUGUAUAUGAGUUCCUAUCCUGUUCAGUGCUUUGCUACAGGUGAUAUGCCACAAAAGCUUCCGACUUUGCUAGACCGCUUGAGAGUUCUUAAUUUAUCUAGACUGUGCUUUGCGAGAGAAGUUCAGUUACGUUCUGCUCUUCUUUUGGUUACGAGCUCCCCAAAUAUACAGAAAAUUAUAAUGAAGAUGUACUAUAACCAAAAAGAAGCUGUGUCACAAACUGCCAUGAACCUGCUUGACCUGCAAGACUACUCGAACGUUAACUUGGAUCAUCUCCGUGAAUUGGAGAUAACAAACAUGUCCAGCGUGAAGCCGGAAUUGGACUUUGUGAAGCUUAUCUUAGCAAAGUCACCGAUGCUACAGAAAGUCGGAAUAGUGCUCGACAACCAGGUUGCUGUUGCUAGCGAAGUUAAGAUGCUAAGAGACUUGCUACAGUUUCAACGAGCAUCAACCAAAGCAGAAAUCGUAUUUACGCGUCCAUAACUUUCUGGUUCAUCUUCGUUAGACUUGCAGUGACCUUGUCUUUUUGAUGUUUUUUUGGGUUGUUUCUGUUAUAAACCAAACC